Trichoderma harzianum CBS 226.95 is the source of this 855-nucleotide messenger RNA. RefSeq lists its product as hypothetical. Gene Ontology annotation, cellular component: cytoplasm. The record is from RefSeq and is a predicted model, not a curated record. The transcript is spliced from 4 exons. Bases 1 to 855 code for a protein of 284 amino acids. Gene Ontology annotation, biological process: signal transduction. NCBI's taxonomy places the organism in Eukaryota, Fungi, Ascomycota, Sordariomycetes, Hypocreales, Hypocreaceae.
AUGGGUCACGAAGAUGCUGUUUAUCUGGCCAAGCUCGCCGAGCAGGCCGAGCGAUAUGAGGAGAUGGUCGAGAACAUGAAGAUCGUCGCCUCCGAGGACCGCGACCUGACCGUCGAGGAGCGCAACCUCCUCUCCGUCGCCUACAAGAACGUCAUUGGUGCCCGCCGUGCCUCUUGGAGAAUAGUCACUUCUAUCGAGCAGAAGGAGGAGUCUAAGGGCAACUCUUCCCAGGUUACCCUUAUCAAGGAGUACCGCCAGAAGAUUGAGGCCGAGCUUGCCAAGAUCUGCGAUGACAUUCUCGAUGUUCUUGACAAGCACCUGAUUCCUUCUGCCAAGUCUGGAGAGUCCAAGGUCUUCUACCACAAGAUGAAGGGUGACUACCACCGUUACCUUGCCGAGUUCGCCAUUGGCGACCGCCGCAAGGACUCCGCCGACAAGUCUCUCGAGGCUUACAAGGCUGCUACCGAGGUUGCCCAGACCGAGCUGCCUCCUACCCACCCUAUCCGCCUGGGUCUUGCGCUCAACUUCUCCGUCUUCUACUACGAGAUCCUCAACGCCCCUGACCAGGCUUGCCACCUCGCUAAGCAGGCAUUUGACGAUGCUAUUGCUGAGCUCGACACCCUCAGCGAGGAGAGCUACAAGGACUCUACCCUCAUCAUGCAGCUGCUCCGUGACAACCUGGUUCGCAUUUAUCCCACCCCCGUGAUUGAUUGCACAUGUUUUGCUAACUCAUUCCCAAAGACUCUCUGGACCUCUUCUGAGGCCGAGAACACUUCUGGCCAAGCCGAUGCCCCCGCCAAGGAGGAGACCCCAGCCGAGGCUGCCGCCCCCGCUGAGGAGCCCAAGGCUGAGUAA